Messenger RNA from Anopheles cruzii, 558 nucleotides. RefSeq lists its product as uncharacterized. Bases 1 to 558 code for a protein of 185 amino acids. The record is from RefSeq and is a predicted model, not a curated record. Lineage: Eukaryota; Metazoa; Arthropoda; Insecta; Diptera; Culicidae. The transcript has 2 exons.
AUGAAAAAUUCGUUAGUGCUUCUUGGUAUAUGUUUGUGCUACACUCUUCACACAUCGUUUGGGGUCAACUACUAUUUCAAUAAUACGCCAUCAAAAAAUACCCUUCGCUUGACUAAAUUCGUUUGCGUCGAUGCACCCUAUCAGCGGACGGUACUCCAUUGCUGCAAAACGAUUCCUCGGCGUAAUCAAUCGGCAACAUUAAACGUGUCCCUUACCGUACCGGAAGUAAUUAAUAUUGUGUACUUCGUUGCCCAGUUGGACUAUAAGUAUACGACGUGGCAACCAUUGUUGCUUAAUUUUAGAACAGAGGGUUGUGCGUUUAUUACCAAAAAGUACAGGGAUCCUUUGUCACAAUAUAUAUACUGGACUAUGAUGCAAAACGAGACGUACAAUUUACAAUUCACCAUGGACAGCAACAUUCUUCCCAGGUCGAUCCCGACUGGUGAAUAUAGGCUAAAAGUAAAAUUUCUGUUCUUCGACAACGUGACAUUAUUUUCAGUGCAUGUUUUCUUCAAUGUGAGGAGCAAGGGAUUGUUUCGAUCCAUGAUUGAGUGGUGA